Molecule: messenger RNA, 2108 nt
Organism: Linum trigynum
Lineage: Eukaryota; Viridiplantae; Streptophyta; Magnoliopsida; Malpighiales; Linaceae
Source: the annotation of a GenBank genome assembly
UUAACAGUUAAUUAUCAAAGUUGACUCCCACAUCACCAAAAGUUAACGGAGUUGGAUAGAGAGUAACCAAACUUAAAAUAUUUAAUUAAUUUUAAUGAUCACGAAUGAAAUUAAAUAUUUUUAAUAACCAAACAUUAACUUUUUAGUAAUCUCUAAAAAAAGAAAAAGGUAUACCCUCCCCAAGCUCUCAAUUCUCGCAUUCGUCUCGGAAUUUUCUUCUUCUUCUUCCUUCUCUUCUCUGAAAAGGAUUCACCAACGCCGUUGUAAGUACUCUGGCCUCUUUUAGAUUGAUUCAUUGCUUGUUCUAGUUGCCGCUUUGGUCUUCUGUCUACUUUCUAAAGUUCAGCCGGAGGAGUCAUUCUAAGGUUUCAUUUCAUGACCUGUAGAUGAUACAGGCUGUAGGUAUUAAGUGGAUUAGUAUGUCUGGGUAUGAGAAUUUCACUAUGGAAUUUGUAUUUUGAAAUGAGUGAGUGAGUUCAAGGAGGAAAGUUGCUGUGAUCAUAGUUGUUUGGUUUUAGGGUUUGUUCGAGUGAGGAAUUUGAGAUGAAAAGGCAAGUAGGGUUUUCGAGGGAGCUUGAUCGAGUGAGUGGUGUUUCAGUGAUGUUUCCUUUUUGGGUUUGUUCAUUUUGUUUAUCAAUCUGUUUGUGGUGGAAUUAUAAGAUCAUUGGGGGGUUAUUUCGAGAAUCAAUUUAGUCAGAUUAGGAUAACGCCAUUGGUUGAUUAAUCAUCCUUGUCAGAUUCGUUUUGAUGCGCAUUUGACUUGAGCUAGUUUGAGCUUGAAUGUCCCAGAGUUAGGAUUGGAUCUUAUCACAACUUCAGGUCAGUAAUGGUUUUAACUUUUGGGAUUUGAAUGUCUGAUACUGUGAUGUGAUUGGUCGAGUGAGGUUGUUUGUAUCUAGAGACGUUUCUUUGUUCGGUCUUUUGAAUGAUUUAACUAUGAUUUGGCAAAAUUGGUUUGAUCUGAUUAGGUACUUACUGUCUGUACUCUUUUAAAACUAUUUUGCAGCCGGCGUUGCGGUCCAAUUUUCCUGCGUAGAACGAACAGAGAUUACCAAUAAUGGAUCAGGAGUCGAGGAAUAUAGUCGUCAAAGUGAGGAACCAGGCCGGGAGCUCUAUGCGGUUCAGAAUAAAUCCAGCUACUCAGUUGCGUGGGCUGAUGCUUUCGUACUGUGAUUGGAACGAGCUGGUUGUAGAUGAUAUCCGUUUCUCGUGCAAUGGCCGCAAUUUGCAUCGUGAUGACACUCCUAAGCAGGUAAGGAUGAAGGAAGGAGAUGUUAUAUAUGCAGUCCAAGUAAUGGAUCAGGAGGGGCCGAAGAAGAUACUCGUCUUUCUGAAGGCCAUGGACGGAAGGCCUCCCACCCCGUUCAGAAUUAAUCAAGCUACCCCGUUGAUGAAGCUGAUGCAAGCCUACUGUGAUCAGAAGGGGUUGGAAGUCGACAAUGUUCCUUUCCUUUAUGCAGGUCGCCGUUUGGACCGUGAUGCUACCCCUCAGCAGGUGAAUAUGGAGGAUGACGAUGUGAUAGAUGUACUCCCGGUCUUGAGAGGAUCUUAGCUGGCUGUUACUAAGUAGUUCCGAGGCCUAGCUAGCUGCUGGUAAAUAUGGGUAAAUUAGAGAUUGCAGUGCAAGGCAACGUACCGGCUGGUUUUGCAUGCGCUGAGAUUUACAAGUUCAGCGUACCAAACUGAAGGCUAAUCUACUAUCCUAGUCUUAGUGUGGGUUGUUUAUUGUUCGAGCUGUUUAUCUUGUGUUAUAUCCGUGUGUAGUGUGUUUAUCUUGUGUUUAUAUGAUAUCCCUGGCACCAUGCAUUAUGGACUGUCUAUUCUACGUCUCUGAUCGCUUCCACUUGCUCUGUGUGCAUUUGCUGAUUCUGAUUGGGCGGGUAAUCCGGAUGAUCGUGUCUCCAUUUCCGCCUGUCUUAUUGAUCUCGGAUCAAAUCUCAUCUCUUGGCGGUCACAGAAACAGCGUAUUGUUGCUCGUUCUAGUAUCGUGUUAUUACUCAUGCCACUGCAGAAUUAGAGUGGGUGCAAGAAGUUUAUUUGGAGAGCUUCACCAUUAUUUAUGCCACAACAUCACUCGUCCUCUGUUCGAAUAAUGUUAAGAAUAUUUG